Molecule: messenger RNA, 1938 nt
Organism: Pseudozyma flocculosa PF-1
Lineage: Eukaryota; Fungi; Basidiomycota; Ustilaginomycetes; Ustilaginales; Ustilaginaceae
Exons: 2
Coding region: 1-1938 (645 amino acids)
Cellular component (GO): fungal-type vacuole lumen
Molecular function (GO): metallocarboxypeptidase activity
Source: RefSeq, a predicted model, not a curated record
AUGAGUGUGGCUGGUCGACGGAGCCACAAUCACAACGGGCGAUGCCCUACCGCGGGCGGGGCUCGACCUCAAGCAUGGGUCGCCCGUCGACUGGCCUUCGUCGUCCUCCCUCUCUGCCUCGGCCUGACUUUCUGGCUGCCCAACAUCGGCGGCUGCCAAGCCCUCAAUCUUCCCAGGGAUGCCGCCGCCGCCGUUGUCGACGACGAGGUGCCAAAGUGCCCCGUGCAGCCGCCUGCGCGCGCGCCCUCGGUCGUGUGGCAGCCAGAGACCAACUCGACCUGGCUCGACGAGAGCGCCGCGAGGCUGGGUGCGGCGGUCCGCAUCCGGACCGUCAGCUACGACGAUAUGGACCUGGACCCGACGCGCGAGGAACGAUUCAAGCCGCUCGUCGACUUCCACGCCUUCCUGGCCGAGACGUUCCCCCUCUUCCACUCGGUGGCCAACCUGACCAAGGUCAACACCUACGGACUGCUGUACGAGUGGACCGGAAGCGAUCCCUCGCUCAAGCCUGCCCUCUACCAGGGACACCAGGACGUCGUGCCCGUGCCCGAAGACACUGUGUCUCGCUGGUCCCACGAGCCGUUCAGCGGCGAGUAUGAUCGAGAAACGGGCCUGGUCUGGGGUAGGGGAAGCAGCGACGACAAGAACAUGCUCAUCUCGAUCUUUGAGGCCUUCGAGCAGCUGCAGAGCGAAGGGUUUCGACCCCGCCGCACAAUCCUCUUGUCCAGCGGCUUCGACGAGGAGAUUGGAGGCCAGCGGGGCGCGGGCACCCUACUCGUCGAGAUGCUGAGGCGCUACGGCAACAGUGGCGAGCGUGGCAAUGGCAACUCGACGACGGACAAGCCGCUCGAGUUUAUCAUCGACGAAGGAGGCCUGGGCAUCGGCACCACGCAGCAGGGUCGCCUCGACGUGGCCCUGCCGGCCGUGGGCGAGAAAGGGUACGCCGACAUGCGCAUCGACAUCGAGACCGAGGGAGGCCACUCUUCGAUUCCCCCGGACCACACGGCCAUUGGCAUGCUCUCCGAGAUGCUCGUCGAUCUCGAAAAGAACCCCUUUGAACCCAGCCUGUCGACGCGCAACCCGGUCCUGACGCACCUCAUCUGCCUGGCCGACGCCCUCGACGAGCAGGAGCUUCGUGGCGGCGGCGGCGCCGACGGCGAUGACCAGGCCGAGACGUACGAGGGCUUCGUGCUGGACCGAGCGCUGCGCAAGCAGCUGCGUCGCCCCGACCAAUGGCCUCAGGCUGCGCGUCGCAUCGCAAAGGACGGGACGAGGACGGAGCGGUUCGUGAUCCAGACGUCGCAGGCGAUCGACGUCAUCACUGGCGGCGUCAAGGCCAACGCGCUUCCCGAGUCGGCCAGCGCCACCAUCAACUACCGCGUCUCGGUCGACGCGACCGUGCAGCAGGUUGUCGACAAGGUCGAGGGCCUCGUCGCCCGCGUUGCGCGCCGCCACAACCUCGAGCUCAGCGUCGACGGUCCAGAAAAGGCCAAUUCCUCGGACGCGUCGGAGCCGGCGCGCCGCGAUGCCCCAUCCGAGGGCAAACAGGCCAGCGGAGGCAAGGUCAAGCUGACGGUGAUACAGUCGACGGAGCCCACGCCCGUCUCGCCCGUCACGUCUAGCCAGUUUGGCAUGCUGGCCUCGACCAUCCGGCACGUCUUUCCUGGCCGCGGUCAAGAGGGCCAGAAUGGCGCCGACGAAAAGGGCAAGGGCAACGCCACCGGUAGCGACCGGAUCGUGACGCCUGGCGUCAUGGCGGGCAAUACCGACCUUCGUCGGUACUCGGACCUCUCGACCAACAUUUGGCGCUUCCACCCCAACACGUUUAUGAUGAACAGCGGCAAGCACACGGUCGAUGAGAGGAUGGACAUCCGCGCCCAUGCCAAGACGACGCGCUUUAUCCAUGCCCUCGUGCGCAAUACCGACGGCCCAAUCUGA